CAGGCAGUAACUGAAAUGAAAAUUUUCACACGGGUGGCGGGAUUCCUGCAUUCUAACGUCUCCUAUUCAGCGCCGAUCCGAUAGGCCCGUUCUCUCUCCUCCCUCACGGGAAAGCAGAGAGAGAACAAUCUCAUCAUCAUCAUCAUCAUCAUCAAGGCCCUCCUCACCUUUCCUUUCUUUUCACACCUCUCCAUCUCUCUUAACACCUUUUCUCUCACAUACACAUACACAUACACAUACACAUACACAUACAUAUACAUAUCUAUCUUUAUACUCUAAUUAUUUAUAGAAUCUCUCAAUGUGAUUGCUUCUUUCCCAAAUACUGCUUCCACAUACUCUACCCAUGGAUCCAUAUUCAAUUUCUAGAAAAUUGUUCAUGAUUCGGAUCUGCAGAUCGCUUGCGAGCUGCAUUCUCAUGUUGUUCGACGUACAAUAGCGAAGGCGGUUUGAAUAAUAUACGAAGGAGGAGGCGAAGAAGAAGAAGCUUGGAGUGAUAUAUAAUAAUGGAAAAGAGGAAGUAUCCGAUUGGACCCGAGCAUUAUACGCUGUAUGAGGAGGUAGGGCAAGGUGUGAGUGCUUCGGUUCAUCGUGCCAUUUGUACUCCUCUCAACGAGAUUGUCGCCAUCAAAAUUCUCGAUUUUGAACGCGAUAAUUGUGAUCUGAAUAACAUAUCUCGUGAAGCACAGACCAUGGUCCUGGUUGACCACCCAAAUGUUCUUAAAUCACACUGCUCGUUUGUUAGUGAUCAUAAUCUGUGGGUCAUUAUGCCGUUCAUGGCUGGGGGUUCUUGUCUCCACAUAUUGAAGGCUGCAUAUCCAGAUGGGUUUGAGGAGGUUGUUAUUGCAACAGUAUUGCGUGAGGUAUUGAAGGGCUUGGAGUAUCUUCAUCAUCAUGGACAUAUUCAUCGGGAUGUCAAGGCUGGAAAUAUUCUCAUUGAUGCACGUGGCGCAAUUAAGCUCGGAGAUUUUGGUGUAUCUGCUUGCUUGUUUAAUUCAGGGGAUAGGCAACGGACGAGGAAUACAUUUGUGGGGACACCGUGCUGGAUGGCACCCGAGGUUAUGGAGCAAUUACAUGGUUAUGACUUCAAGGCUGAUAUCUGGUCUUUUGGCAUUACUGCUUUAGAGCUUGCCCAUGGCCAUGCUCCUUUUUCAAAGUAUCCUCCAAUGAAGGUAUUGCUUAUGACCUUGCAAAAUGCUCCACCUGGCCUUGAUUAUGAGAGAGACAAGAAGUUUUCCAAGUCCUUUAAGCAGAUGACUGCUAGUUGCUUGGUAAAAGAUCCUUCAAAACGGCCUUCUGCAAAGAAGUUGUUAAAGCAUUCAUUUUUCAAGCAAGCUAGAUCAAAUGAUUACAUAUUGCGAACACUUUUGGAGGGGCUACCUGCUCUUGGUGAUCGUCUUAAGGCCUUGAAGAGAAAAGAAGAAGAUAUGCUUGCACAAAAGAAAAUACCAGAUGGGCAAAUGGAGGAAAUGUCACAGAAUGAAUAUAAACGAGGGAUUAGUGGUUGGAACUUCAACCUUGAAGACGUGAAGGCUCAGGCUUCCUUGAUCCAGGAUGAGGACACUCCAUUUGAACAAGAUCAAGGAAGAAGAUCAAUUACUUCUUCUGGCCUUGACGUUGAAAAGAAACUCCAGUAUCAGCUGUCUUUUGUGAGCCACUCUCCACAAGUUUCCGAUGUGGAAGAUAAUGAUUCGACGCAGAAUCAACCACCUCCUCUAUUAGCCGACUCAACCGUGACUAGUAACUUAACUAAGUAUGAGAAAUCUGACAAUGAUGCAAGCACUGCUAGUUCAACCCUUGAAAACCAAGUUUCACAAACUUCUUCUCCCUGUUUUGGCGAUACUAUUGAAAAUAAUUCGGCUGGGAGACCUGGUUUGGACGUCAGUGGAAGAAUCUUUGAUGGCAUGGCCAUGCAAGCUCAUCAGAGGGGAGGUGCAUCUGGCAGUUUCAUUUUUCCAGAUGCUUGUUUUCUUCCUAGUAAAGGAGAGAGUGAUAAAUUGCAAAAUCAGCUCCAAAACAUCUCAAGUAGCAAUGGAACUCCUGUUCCACAGGCUGUAGAUGAUGCACCUCCCGAAAUCCUCUCUAGAGCUUCUAGAACCUCAGCAAACAGUGAAGACCUUGAUGAGAAAGCGAAAGGUUCAGUUGUUCAACAAAGGGGGCGCUUCAAAGUAACAUCUGAGAGUGUUGACUUAGAUAAGGUAGCCCCAUCUCCUUUGAUGCAAAAGAGUCACAGCAUGCAGGUGAUUACCCAAUAUCCCUUCAUUUCUCUUCCAUCACCAACAUCUGAUCCUACACCACCAAAUAGUCUUGGUCGCUCCCUUUUUCCGACAUUGCUGUCUGUUUUGCAGACAAAUAUUAUUCAAAGGGAGAGUAUUCUAAGCUUAAUGAAGCAAGUCUCUACUGGUGACUCUACAGGCAACCAUGUAGUUGAUGGAGGAAGUAUGCUACUUAAUACAACUGUUGUGGAGAAAUCAUUGCUAGAGGCGGCUCACGAUAGGGAAAAGGAACUACUUCAGGAAAUAACUGAUUUGCAAUGGAGGUUAAUAUGUGCCCAAGAGGAGCUUCAGAAAUAUAAAACUGACAAUGCUCAUGUUGAUUUCUUACGCUAUUCUUGUUUCAUAUAAAUUAUGACAUAUUUGUUUUGUUUUUUGUUUUUUGGUUUUUUAAUUUUUGUUGAACAGAUUAUAAACUAUUAUAUCUCUGUUUCAGGUAUGAUCUUAUUCCCUAACUGACAUGAGACAGAUGAAGAAAAAUAUAGUCAAUUCCACUACACUGACUAAAAAGGAAAAAAUAAAAGAAAAGAAAACAGUAAGGUGAUUUCAAUGACCAACAUACUUUAUUAAACAUUUAGUGGUUGAGUAUGUUGUGUAGGAAUGUUUCAAGCUUGCUGCAUAGCUCCAAUACGUGCAAACCCUUGGUAAAAUUAUUCUUGUACAUGAUUUUAUUAUUAUGUUCUCACUUUGCUUGUACUAUAUUAUCAUUAGACCUUUUGUAUUUAAUUUUUUGUCAAGUAUAUAGCAAGGACCUGUUUCUUUUAGUUUGUAAAUAGAUAAGUAUAUAUUUUCUUUUUCUUUCA
Molecule: messenger RNA, 3073 nt
Organism: Camellia sinensis
Lineage: Eukaryota; Viridiplantae; Streptophyta; Magnoliopsida; Ericales; Theaceae
Product: serine/threonine-protein kinase BLUS1
Biological process (GO): protein phosphorylation
Molecular function (GO): protein serine/threonine kinase activator activity; protein kinase activity; ATP binding
Source: RefSeq, a predicted model, not a curated record